This is a messenger RNA of Chelonus insularis, 2747 nucleotides long. RefSeq lists its product as uncharacterized. NCBI's taxonomy places the organism in Eukaryota, Metazoa, Arthropoda, Insecta, Hymenoptera, Braconidae. Bases 241 to 1284 code for a protein of 347 amino acids. The record is from RefSeq and is a predicted model, not a curated record. The transcript has 4 exons.
CGGACUGAAAAGAGAGUUCCUUAGAUGCUCUUCAUGUGUUCUUGUGCGCUUGCGCAGUAGUAAAAAACAUGGUAGAAGGGGUAGAAAAUCAGUAGUGGGGAGUCCGAAAGCAUUGAAGCAACUGAGGAACUCUUUUCUCAGUUCGACAAUACAUGCAGGCACGUUGUGUGAGACGUUGGGUGCGCAAUAUAAUUAAGAAAAUUCGUUUUGUCGGAAUUAAUAUUAUUUUUUUGUGCAACAAUGAAAUUCGCGUACAUAAAGUUAUUAAAAACUUUAGAAAAAAAAAUUGUUAAGACUAAAAAUAUAAUCGAUUUCGACACUUAUAUCGACAAUCCAUCAAACAAACAAAUGUAUUUGUUACACGAGAAAAAUCUAAAGAAAUCCUGUAGAAUAUUAUUAGUUGGAGAAACACAAGAGGAAUUGGAGAAUAUAAUUGCAGAAAAAAGAAUACCUGAUCCGAAAAUAAACGACUCCGAUAAAAUUGAAGAUAUUAUGGAUACAGAUGAUGAAACUGAUGAAACGUCAAAAAACGAUGAUGACGGUAAAAGUGAUAAAGACGAAGAGGAAGUGAUUAAGGUACAAAGAAAGAAGCUUGAGACAAAAAAAAAAGCAGUAAAACGGAAGAUGGCUGAGGCCAUUAUAGAUGCCCACGAAAAAGCCCGAGCUAGUACAAGUGCAGACACUGAAGAUGUAGUUGAAAUAAAUAACCCAGCCUCAACCAUAGAAGCACCAUCACACAACGUAGAACUACCACCGUACGACAUAGAAGAACCACCAUAUAACAUAGAAGAACCAGAACACAACAUAGAAAUACCACCUCACAACAUAGAAGAACCACCACUAAGAUUACUUUCACCGAACAACUUGAAUUUAAAUAAUGAGGCGAAUCUCACUGUAGGAACGAAAAGAUCAGGUCUCAUUUACUUGGGAGAGGGCGAGUGGGUCAGCCAAGUUGCUUAUAAUAAGGCAAAAAAUCAAGUCAAACCAAGUCUCUUCGUUACAAAAUUAGCUUAUGCCCUCUGGGGGCAAGAACAAUUGGCUAAUAGAUCUGUCGCUCACAUAGAGGGGAGAGAGAACCGUCCACUUCUCGAAGAAAAUAAAAAGUUAGUUGUAAUAAAUCAGUUUGAGAGGUAUCUUAGACACCGCGAUAAAAUGACACAAACUGUUGAAAUGAAGGAAGUAAAUGCUUACCUGGGACGAGCCAUUGGAGGCGCCAGAAAGACGAUAGCCAAAAAAAAACGUAAGGGUAGGAACAAUGAAAACGAUUCUGAUGAAAAUAAUUAAUACUAAUGCGUAAAUUCAAUUGAUGAUUUUAAAUAACUCAAUAAGCGAAAUGUCCAAGAUGCUUAUUCUUUCAUUAUAGUUUUGCCAUUAUGAUGAAAACAUUAAAAAAUGUAAAUUCUUUAUGAUGACAGGACUAUGAUGAAAACGUUGGAAUCUAGGACAUUUUGGCUAUUUGAAUUAUCGAAAAUCAUCAAUUCAAUUCGUCCAAAGAGUACAAGAGAUUAACAUUUUUUUUUUCAUUUAAUUUCUAUUGAAUAUUUCUUGAGAUAAAUGAUUGAUAAACCUACCUCUUUAAGGUAAUGACUGAUGUUAUGUUAAGUUGAACAUUAAUCAGUAUUUGCAAUAUGGUUACCCCGAUAUUGUAAAACCAUCACUAGUGGUUUCUUCUAAUCAUAGAUAUAAGCUAUAAAUAUUUUUUAUUACGAAAAGUUUUAUAAAAAAGUUAUUCUGUUUUAUUUAAUGUAAUUUUUUUGUUCUUACAAAUAAUGUACAGCAUAGAGAGAUUUAAAUGAUUUGCAUAGACUGAGAGUUUUAAUGAUCAAUGUUCAUUUCUCUAUAAAGUUUAGCAAUAAUUUACUUUAUAAUUGAUUUAAUGAUUUUUAAUACCUCAAUAGGCGAAAUGUCCAAGAUGCCUAUUCUUUUAACAUAGUUUUGCCAUUAUGAUGAAAACAUUAAAAAAUGUAAAUUCUUUAUGAUGACAGGACUAUGAUGAAAACGUUGGAAUCUAGGACAUUUUGGCUAUUUGAAUUAUCGAAAAUCAUCAAUUCAAUUCGUCCAAAGAGUACAAGAGAUUAACAUUUUUUUUUUCAUUUAAUUUCUAUUGAAUAUUUCUUGAGAUAAAUGAUUGAUAAACCUACCUCUUUAAGGUAAUGACUGAUGUUAUGUUAAGUUGAACAUUAAUCAGUAUUUGCAAUAUGGUUACCCCGAUAUUGUAAAACCAUCACUAGUGGUUUCUUCUAAUCAUAGAUAUAAGCUAUAAAUAUUUUUUAUUACGAAAAGUUUUAUAAAAAAGUUAUUCUGUUUUAUUUAAUGUAAUUUUUUUGUUCUUACAAAUAAUGUACAGCAUAGAGAGAUUUAAAUGAUUUGCAUAGACUGAGAGUUUUAAUGAUCAAUGUUCAUUUCUCUAUAAAGUUUAGCAAUAAUUUACUUUAUAAUUGAUUUAAUGAUUUUUAAUACUUCAAUAGGCGAAAUGUCCAAGAUGCCUAUUCUUUUAACAUAGUUUUGUCAUUAUGAUGAAAACAUUAAAAAAUGUAAAUUCUUUAUGAUGACAGGACUAUGAUGAAAACGUUGGAAUCUAGGACAUUUUGGCUAUUUAAAUUAUCGAAAAUCAUUCAUUUAAUUUAUUUAUGAAGUAUAUAAGAUUUUGGUUUCAUUUUUUAAUUCCUAUUGUAACUCUAUUGUAUUAUAUUCAUAAGAUACUUUAUAAUUUUAUAAUUUUGCAAUAAAUAUGUUUCUUUGAUGAA